This is a messenger RNA of Salvia miltiorrhiza (redroot sage), 1307 nucleotides long. RefSeq names its product ethylene-responsive transcription factor ERF113-like. The transcript has 2 exons. Gene Ontology annotation, biological process: ethylene-activated signaling pathway; regulation of DNA-templated transcription. Gene Ontology annotation, molecular function: DNA-binding transcription factor activity; DNA binding. The coding region runs from base 178 to 969 and encodes 263 amino acids. NCBI's taxonomy places the organism in Eukaryota, Viridiplantae, Streptophyta, Magnoliopsida, Lamiales, Lamiaceae. The record is from RefSeq and is a predicted model, not a curated record.
UUCAAACCCUAGAAAAAUAGUCGUGAUGUUCAGACGACUUUGGAGGUAAAGCUCAUACAUACAUAUUCUCUUCAACUGCUAUAUUUAAGCCUCAGUAGUUUUCGUCUCUCUUGAACAUAUGCACACGUUUCGAGUUCCUUCCAACAGUUGAAGCCAGAAACAGAAACAGUGGUUCCGAUGCAUGGCAAGAGGCCCCUCUCAUCCAAUCAUGAAUCCGACGGCGACGAUCCAUUUUCCCCAAUUUACUCAUCGGCCAGAUCCCAGCUAGACAUGUCUGCCAUGGUCACCGCCCUCUCUCAGGUUCUCGGCUACACCGGCGACAACCCGCCGGAAUCCCUCCACCAAGCUUCUCCACCACCGCCACCCCACCACACCCAAACUCAGCGCCCUCUAGAACAAGGGAGCAGUGCAAAUCCAAGGAGGAGACACUACAGAGGGGUCCGGCAGCGGCCGUGGGGAAAAUGGGCGGCGGAGAUUCGCGACCCGAAGAAGGCCGCGCGAGUGUGGCUGGGCACCUUCGACUCCGCGGAGGCUGCGGCCCUCGCCUACGACGAGGCCGCGCUGAGGUUCAAAGGAAACAAGGCGAAGCUCAACUUCCCCGAAAGGGUUCAGGGAAGAACUGAAUUCGGGUAUCUAACGAAUGGCGGCCGCGGCGCCAUGCCUACUCAAACUCCUCCUCCUCCUCCUCCUACCCAAGAAAACUACCUCAACGUUCAUCACUACGAGGAUCUUCUUCGCGGUAAUAGCAGCACCUUCAGCUAUGGGAACUCAUCUUCUUCGCAAGGGUUUUACGGAGGAGGGCCUUUUGUUUCGAUGCCGAUGCCGAUGGCGGCUUCGUCUUCUUCUCUUGCACCUGCUUCUCAGGAAGAUGAGCAGAGAGAGCAAGAUUUUCUGGGGUUUCAGUCGCACACCUCUGCUGAAAACUGGGAGGAAUAUGAAACCAAGAGUACAAGGAGUUAUUUCUUUUGAGGAAUCAGCACUAAUUAAUUAAUGUAUCCAAUUUUUAUGUAACAUUUUGAAGUUUAAUGAAUUACAAUAUCAAUUGAGCGUACAAAAAUACUGCUGGUUGGCAACCAAGCGGGUCUUAGGUCGGGAAUCGAGUAAUCUAGUAUGCAUGAGUUGUAACUCAAAAAAAUAUAAGGUUUGUUAUAUAUUUCAUAAGAUACAAUUUUACUUUAUAUAUAUUUAUUUUCGUUUUAAUUUCGCUGAUAUCUAAUAAUAUUAUGACAGGUCUUAAUUUUAAUUAGGCCUAUAUCCUGAUAAUAGGAUGAUUUGUAUCACGUAGAGUUUGAGUUUACAUUUAAAAA